Messenger RNA from Hipposideros armiger (great roundleaf bat), 1136 nucleotides. Its product is annotated as HLA class II histocompatibility antigen, DM alpha chain. Gene Ontology annotation, cellular component: membrane; MHC class II protein complex. Lineage: Eukaryota; Metazoa; Chordata; Mammalia; Chiroptera; Hipposideridae. The coding region runs from base 75 to 860 and encodes 261 amino acids. Gene Ontology annotation, biological process: immune response; antigen processing and presentation. The record is from RefSeq and is a predicted model, not a curated record. The transcript has 5 exons.
ACGUGACCUGGGAGGAAGUUUGGGGACCUGGGUCAGCAGGUUGGCAGCUCCUGGCCCACUGUGUGGGUGAAGCUAUGGUUCAUGAGCAGAGCCAGGGAGCUGCGCUGCUGUGGCUGCUGCACCUUCUGUGGCUGCUGCCCCACUCGUGGACCGCCUUUCAAGCUCCUACUCCGGGAUGGCGGGAUGAUCUGCAGAACCACACGUUCCUGCACACGAUGUUCUGUCAGAAUGCGAGUCCCAGCGUGGGACUUUCUGAGGCCUAUGAUGGGGACCAGCUUUUCUCCUUCGACUUUUCCCAGAACACUCGAGUGCCUCGCCUCCCUGAAUUUGCCGACUGGGCUCAGAAGUCUGGAGAUACUCCCAACAUUUUAUUUGACAAAGGAUUCUGCCAAGCCAUGAUCCAGGAAAUAGGCCCACAACUUGAAGGGCAAAUCCCAGUAUCUAGAGGGUUUCCUGUCGCUGAGGUGUUCACGCUGAAGCCCCUGGAGUUCGGCAAGCCCAACACGCUGGUGUGUUAUGUCAGCAAUCUCUUCCCGCCCGCACUGACGGUGAACUGGCAGUAUUAUUCAGCCCCUGUGGAAGGAGCCGGGCCCACUUUUGUCUCAGCCGUUGAUGGACUCAGCUUCCAGGCCUUUUCUUACUUAAACUUCACACCGGCACCCUCUGACCUUUUCACCUGCACGGUGACUCAUGAAAUUGACAGCUACACAGCAAUUGCCUAUUGGGUUCCCCAGAAUGCGCUGCCCUCAGAUCUUCUGGAGAAUGUGCUGUGUGGUGUGGCCUUCGGCCUGGGGGUGCUGGGCAUCAUUGUUGGCUUGGUCCUCAUCAUCUACUUCCAAAGACCUUGCUCGAGUGACUGAUUCUUCCUGACCAGAGUCUGAUGCCAGCAACUUCGGCCAUCCUAGCAGGGGGUACUCAGCUUUCUCACAUCAUGCCCAGGAUCGCUCCUUCCCAGGGCAGAAGGCCUUGGGAUGGCCCCAGUGUGUGUGUGUGUGUGUGUGUGUGUGUGUGUGUGUGUGUGUGUAUACAGGUUUCUCAGCUGGGGGCUCUACUGUCCCCGGGCUUGCAUCCAGGGGAACCCAGAGAGGUCUUCCUAUCAUUACCCACUUUAGGAUAAUAAACCUCAUUACUUCAUA